Messenger RNA from Trichomonas vaginalis G3, 603 nucleotides. RefSeq names its product RNA 2',3'-cyclic phosphodiesterase family. The record is from RefSeq and is a predicted model, not a curated record. Gene Ontology annotation, molecular function: RNA 2',3'-cyclic 3'-phosphodiesterase activity; 2',3'-cyclic-nucleotide 3'-phosphodiesterase activity. Lineage: Eukaryota; Parabasalia; Trichomonadida; Trichomonadidae. The transcript has a single exon.
UUGUUUACUGGCAUUAGGGUUAGUCCAGAAGCUGCCGCAGAACUUGAAAAAUUCCGUGAUAAAAUAAAAGCCAACAAGCAAUUUUCACACUGGACUCACGUCAAAGAUUUUCAUGUAACAUUACAAUUCUACGGAAACGUCGAAGAAUCUAAAAUUCCAGAAUUAGAAGAAGUUCUCUCCAAAGUUGCAGAAAACAACUCUCCUUUUGAUCUUUUUACAUCAAUUCCACAAACAUUUGGAGGAAAAACGAGACCGCAUGUUCUUUUCAUCGCUCCUGAUGGAGACUGUCAAGCAUUGCAGAAGCUUGGCAAAGAGAUACAAACAUCUUGUUCCGAAAAAUUUGGAUUUAAGAAAGAUCAAGUUUAUAAUCCUCAUAUUACAAUCGGGAAAAACUACAAAUCUAGAGCACCUUUUAUAGAACCAGUAGAAGCAGAUUUCCCACAAAAAAUAUCAUUCAAAGUCACACAAUUCGAUUUAUUGUUAUCAGAUCCUUCAGCUGAACCAAGAUAUCAUACUGUUAAGACUUUUGAAUUAUCUGGAAACGAAAAUCUCAUUGAACAGCCGAAAGAAGAAGUUUCUAAUGAAGAAUCUCCUAAAAAUUAA